This is a messenger RNA of Brugia malayi, 930 nucleotides long. Its product is annotated as MGC69076 protein, putative. Gene Ontology annotation, molecular function: GTPase activator activity. The transcript is spliced from 7 exons. Bases 1 to 930 code for a protein of 309 amino acids. The record is from RefSeq and is a predicted model, not a curated record. NCBI's taxonomy places the organism in Eukaryota, Metazoa, Nematoda, Chromadorea, Rhabditida, Onchocercidae.
AUGGAUUGGCAAGAUGAAGGUCCUUUUUUCAUUCUUUAUCAAAAUAUAUGCUUCAUAUUUCGUCGUCUGCUACGAGUUACACUAAAUUGGUUCAUGCAAAUGGUAACUGGUAAGACGGAACUUGAAAGAAUUCUGAUUUGGAGAACCAAUAAUCGUGGUCAGAUUACAGCAGAAUUGGAAAAGCUCAUUGAUGAAGGAGAGUUUUCAAUAAUGCCGAUGUUUUGGGAAGCUGAACAGGAAGACAAACUUGCAACAGAUCUUAUCAAGAAAUGCUGCUCACAAGUAGACAAUGAGCAGUUUAAUGAGAUGAAAGAUGUAUUAAAGAGAUCAUUGAGCCAAAUACGUGGCUACCGUCAAUUACGUGAUCAUGUUGAGAAUAUGUGUAAGGAGAAGUAUGAUCGUGAAAAUGAAAUUCAUGAAAAAAGAUUGCUCAAAUUAUGGGAACUUUUAAUGCCAAUGGAAAAUUUGGAAGCUAGGAUGACGAAUCAAUGGCAAAAGAUUGGAUUUCAGGGUCAUGAUCCGGCCACUGAUUUCCGAGGUAUGGGAAUUCUUUCACUGGAACAGCUCAUUUUCUUGGCGCAAUACGAUGUUGCACAUGCGCAAUCAAUCCUUUCUCAUUCAAAUCAUCCUUUGUACGGUUUUCCAAUGGCAGUGACAGGAAUCAACUUGACAGCUUUGAUUAGACAAUUACUACAGGUUAAUGCAUUAAAAAUGCACUUCUACAAUACUAUUUCCGGGACACCAACGAUUGACAACUUUCAUCACGUUUUUUGUCAAGUGUUCAAACUGUUUUGUGCUUUUUGGACUAGAAAGAAACCAGAAUUGGUCUAUUUUAAUAAAGUUAAGGAUGAUUUUGAAGCCCAAUUAAUGGUGCAUUUACAUUCGGAAGAAGCUAACUUGGAUAAGUUAGAUAUACGAUCAUUUGAGUAA